Messenger RNA from Beta vulgaris subsp. vulgaris (sugar beet), 3213 nucleotides. Its product is annotated as retrovirus-related Pol polyprotein from transposon RE1. The transcript is spliced from 6 exons. The record is from RefSeq and is a predicted model, not a curated record. NCBI's taxonomy places the organism in Eukaryota, Viridiplantae, Streptophyta, Magnoliopsida, Caryophyllales, Amaranthaceae. The coding region runs from base 1 to 3213 and encodes 1070 amino acids. Gene Ontology annotation, biological process: DNA integration. Gene Ontology annotation, molecular function: nucleic acid binding.
AUGGGUGACGCAACUCCAUCCAAGGGGGACGCUACUCCCUCCAAGUAUGAGCCUUUCACAGAUUAUUAUCUUCAUCCUAGUGAGGGUUCCCAGUUAGUUAUUUGCCCCGUCUUGCUUACCGUGGACAAUUAUGAAGAGUGGUCCCGAUCCAUUCGCAAUAACCUGCGCUCCAAGAGCAAGCUCGGCUUCGUGGACGGUACUAUCUCUAAGCCUGCUGCCACAUCUCCGGAUUAUCGUCAGUGGGGUAUUGUUAAUUCUACUCUUGUUGCUUGGAUUUUUAAUACAAUUGAUUCUAGUAUUCGUUCCACUAUCAUUAUUCCUGAUGAUGCAAAAAUAUUGUGGGAUGACUUGCGGGAUCGUUAUUCUCUUGGUAACGGUCCCCGCAUUCUUGAGAUUAAGAAUGCUAUUGCUGAUUGUAAACAACGCGGUCGUUCUGUUGCAAUUUAUUAUGGUGAAUUAAAUAAACUGCAAAAUCUGUUGUCUAGUUACUUGAAAUUGCCUGCUUGUACUUGCUCCGCUGCUGCUGAAUAUGCUAGAAUGCAUGAAACUGCGAUGUUGCAUCAGUUUUGUAUUGGUUUGGAUUCCCAGAAGUUUGGGUCCGUUGUGUCUACGUUGUUGAUGAGUGAUCCUUUGCCUACUAUGAAUGCUGCUUAUGCUAAAAUUAUUGCUGAUGAGCGUAAGCAGUCUGUGUCUGCGGCUCAGGAGGCCACUUCUGCUACUUCUGUUGGUUUCAGUGCUACUGGUUCUGCUUCUGGUCGGUCUUCGGAUCGCCUGGAAUGUAGUCACUGUAAACGGGUUGGUCAUGAUAAAGACCAUUGUUAUUCGCUUCAUGGUUUUCCUGAUGGGGGUCGUGGUGGCCGUAGUGGCCGUGGUGGUCGAGGCGGUCGUGGCGGCCGGUCGACUGGUAAAGGCAGGGGUGAUUUUGCUGGUUCCGUUGGUAGUACUGCUCGUGGCGCCAAUGAGCAAGUUUCUGAUUCUGAUCGUGGGAGUGUUCCUACGCUUUCUGAUACUCAAUGGAAGGAGCUACUGGCUGCCUUAAAGGGUUCCAAGUCUGGUUCUGCUUCGGAUAACACUAAACUUGGUACGUUUAACUCUAUUGAGUGGCUCAUUGACACUGGCGCUUCGAAUCACAUGUCUGGUAACAUUGAUUUAUUUACUUGUUUGUCUGAUAUUUCUUCGCCUGUUGGUUUGCCUAACGGCAAAAGCACGACUGCCACUAAAGAAGGCCGGGUUAUUUUGUCUGAUGGACCGCAAUUUGAGGAACCUGAUUGGAGCGGGGAGCAGUGUGAUGGGGUCUAUAUUUUUCGUCCUGUUCGUGCUCGGAAUCUGCAGGCGCAUAGAGUAGUUGUUUCAGAUGCUAGUUUGUUGUGGCAUCGGCGGCUCGGGCAUCCGUCAAUGCAAGUUGUUUGUUCUCUUCCGGGUGUUACUAGUAGUCAUCAUAGUACUUCUGGUUCAAGUUGUUUGUUUGAUUGUGACAUUUGUUUUAUGGGGAAGCAACCCCGAAACUCUUUUCCAUUAAGUUCCAAUAAAGCAUCUGAUAUUUUUGACUUAAUACAUUGUGAUAUUUGGGGUCCGAAUAAAAUUGCGUCUAGUUGUGAUGCACGUUAUUUUUUAACCAUUGUUGAUGAUUUUUCUCGUGCUACCUGGGUUUUCUUGAUGGUUGGUAAAUAUGACACUGCUCCAUUGAUUCGUGAGUUUUGUGCUAUGGUUGAGACGCAAUUUCACCGCACAGUUAAAGUGGUGCGCAGUGAUAAUGGACAAGAGUUUCUCGGUUUGGGCUCAUUUUUUGCUGCUAAGGGUAUUUUACAUCAGACGUCGUGUGUUGACACGGCACAACAAAAUGGCAGGGUGGAGCGUAAACAUCGUCAUAUUUUGAAUGUGGCUCGCGCCUACGGUUUCAAGCCAAGCUUCCUAAGUAUUUUUGGGCCCGGUCUUGGUCCUAGUGAUACAUCGUCGGUUGGUGAUGGUGGUAAUACUACAGGGUUAUCUGAAUUGAGGGGGAGUUCAUCAACGGGUGAUCGUCGUAGUGAUCGUGAGAAACGUCCUCCUUCGUGGCAUCGUCAUUAUGUUAUCAAUACUGUUCUUACGGCAAAUAUAGACCCCUCUCCAUCAUCUGUUGCUCCCACUCCUUCUUGUUCUUCAGGAAAGGAGCCGUCUUCUUUCAAAGAGGCGGUUAAGCAUGAGGCCUGGCGUCAGGCGAUGCAAGCUGAACUUGAUGCUCUUGAGCGUAAUGGUACUUGGACCAUUGUCGACCUUCCUCCUGGUAAGAAGGCGAUUGGUAGUGGCUGGGCACCCAGACAAUGGUUCUCAAAACUGUCUACUGCUCUGCGGAAUUUUGGCUUUAAGAAUUCCUACGCUGAUUACUCUCUGUUCAGCUAUGUCCAGGGCAGUGUUUCGUUGCAUGUUCUUGUCUACGUCGAUGAUUUGAUUAUUGCCGGGUCUUCUCAUGACGCCAUUCUUCGGUUUAAGACAUAUCUGUCUCAGUGUUUCUUCAUGAAGGAUUUGGGUGUGCUUAAGGGGCCGUUCGCGUAUCCAGAUCAAUAUCGUCGGUUGGUUGGUCGGUUGGUUUACCUCUCUGUCACUCGGCCGGAGUUGAGUUACUCGGUGCAUGUUUUGGCUCAAUUCUUGAGUGAUCCCCAGGUUUCUCACUGGGAUGCAGCCCUGCGUGUCUUGCGUUACCUUAAGGGUAGUCCGGGUCAAGGCAUUUUGUUACGCCCUAUGCCAGAUUUACGAUUGACUGCUUUUUGUGACAGUGAUUGGGCCGCUUGCCCGUUGACUCGGCGCUCUUUGACUGGCUAUCUUGUUUUCUUGGGUCGUUCUCCAGUUUCUUGGAAGACUAAGAAACAACCCACCGUCUCUCGCUCUUCCGCUGAGGCCGAGUACCGUUCUAUGGCUGUCACCACUUGUGAGUUGAAGUGGUUGAAAGCUCUCCUGUGUUCUCUUGGCAUCGAUCACUCUAAACCUAUGCAGUUGUUUUGUGACAGUCAGUCUGCUCUUCAUAUCGCCAAGAAUCCGGUGUUCCAUGAUCGUACGAAACAUAUUGAGGUCGACUGUCAUUUUGUUCGGGAUGAGUUGUUAAAGGGUAAUGUCUCCACCUCCUAUGUCUCGACGACUCAUCAAUUGGCGGAUAUUCUUACGAAGGCCCUUGGCCGUCAACAGUUUGGUUUUCUCUUACGCAAGUUGGGCAUUCGUGAUUUACAUGCUCCAACUUGA